Messenger RNA from Necator americanus (New World hookworm), 453 nucleotides. RefSeq lists its product as uncharacterized. NCBI's taxonomy places the organism in Eukaryota, Metazoa, Nematoda, Chromadorea, Rhabditida, Ancylostomatidae. The transcript has a single exon. The coding region runs from base 1 to 453 and encodes 150 amino acids. The record is from RefSeq and is a predicted model, not a curated record. Gene Ontology annotation, molecular function: nucleic acid binding.
AUGCUCUGCAUCUGGUUGAGCGUACACGGCGUCGAAUACUGGCAGCUGCUCGCUCAAGGAUGUGCAGUGACCGCAGACGUCUACAUUGAGGAACUGAAGAAUUUGAAGACAAAUCUCGAAAAUGCACGCCCGCAGCAGCGCGAAGUCUACUUCCAGCACGACAACGCUCGGUCGAACAUUGCAAGAACGACCAAAGCCAAACUGAUGAAAUUCGGUUGCACCAUUUUACCACACCAACCGCAUUCCCCAGACCUGGCUCCCUUGGAUUACCACCUUUUUUCCUAUCUCCAACGUCAUUUGGAUGGUCAAGACUUCCAAACCCGCGACGACAUCAAAAAGGCACUUGAGCAGUUCUUCAAGAAGCAGUUCCCAGCGUUCUGGAGCAGGGGCAUCUACGAUCUGCCUAAACGUUGGCAGAAGACCAUCGAUGCCAAUGGGGCAUACUUCGGAUGA